Molecule: messenger RNA, 5272 nt
Organism: Lingula anatina
Lineage: Eukaryota; Metazoa; Brachiopoda; Lingulata; Lingulida; Lingulidae
Biological process (GO): barbed-end actin filament capping; actin polymerization or depolymerization; cytoskeleton organization
Cellular component (GO): cytoplasm; actin cytoskeleton
Molecular function (GO): actin filament binding; phosphatidylinositol-4,5-bisphosphate binding
Source: RefSeq, a predicted model, not a curated record
CUCCAGAUACAGCAGUUACGAUACUGGCAGGAGUUCCCGGGGGUCUGGGCGAUCUUAUGAUACAUCUUAUACCUCUUCCAGGGGGACUGAGCCUCUGUCCUCCGCUUCCAGGUCAAAGCUGAGGGCUGAUGGUUCCAGUGGCUCAUCCAGAAAAAUAAGUGAAAGUGUCACUGAAAGAAAUGGAUCUAGCAGAUUGCGACCAGACAGUUCUAUCAGGAAGAGCAGUGAAAGUGUCACAGAAAGAAACGGAUCCAGCAGAUAUUCAAGGCAAGGAUCUACAGACAGUAAAGAUUCAGACAAGGGGUCAGAUCGCUACAACUGGAGGUCAAGGAUAAAGGAAUAUUCCACAGAGCAAGAUGGUGGGACAGGGACUGGGACAAGAAAAAACAGGUCCACAGUGACCCCACCAAAAGAAACAUUAUCUUCAAGACUUCGAGCUGCCAGAAAUUCCAAGUCAUCUUCAAAAACUGAAGAAAGUGCUGGACCAGAGAAACAGUCCAGUUUUCUAAGUUCUCGACGACGGCAAGCUGAAUCGAGUAGAACGACAGGAAGCAGCAGUGCUGAUGUUUCCAAGAGUUCUCGGGUUUCUCCGCCUUCUUCUGGCACCAGUGAGAGCUUGGGAGCUCGUUCUACACGAGCAUCACGAGGAAUAUCGUCAAAUCAUGAGAAGUCAACAAAGACUCGUGUUGGAUCUUCGCAUUCUUCUGUUGACUCAACAAAUGAGGAUAGUAAAGAGAAGGUUUCCAGUACGUCAUCGUCACAGAGGUUGUCUUCACAGCGGAAUAAAUCUAGGCCAGUUUCAGAAGUUGCUGAACAGAAUGGACAGGUGACAUCACUGAAAGAUAAUGCCAAGACUCAAUCAAGAACAGCGACCACAACUAGACGUGACAGAAUUAGCGACAGAAAAUCUCAGGAGUCAGAUUCUUCCUCUGAUGUUGUAAAAAAUGAAAACACUGUCAUGACCAACUCUGAAAGCCGUACAGAGAGGAGGUCACGCUACAAAGACGAAGGUAAAAAGCCAGUUUCUGAGGACUCUGAUUCUAAACAAACAGCAGUAUCUUCAGUUAAACAUGGCAGCAGCAAACCUCAGGAAUCAAAUUCUUCAUCAGAUGUUUCAAAAAAUGAAAAGCCAACACUGACGGAAGCAGAAAAACCUACAUACUUUGACACAGAGAGUCGAGCAGAGCGAAUGUCUCGCUAUAAAGAAGAACGUAGAAAGCAGCUGGCAGCUGUGUCUACAAAGUAUGGACCAGAGACGACGUCUUCCAGUGAACCUGAGGCAGGUCUGCAACCUUCCUACCUGCGCUAUUCUAAACGUUGGAAAAAAGACAAAGAAAAAGAGGAAUCAAAAGAAGAAAAACCUGCAGAAAAGUCCACAGAUAAAAGCGAGAUCAUUGCCCAAGAAGACACACCUGAAGACAAGCCUGAUGAAAACCAGAAUGUCAAGGUUUCAGUGUCCAGCGAAACUGACAGUUUAAGUACCAAAAGUGAAAAGGCUAAGCGUACAGCAGACUCCUUAGUUGAAUCAAGAAAAGAAAUCAUAGGAAGACGCAGAGCAGACGACAAAUCAAAAUCUUUCAUCCUUGAAACCCAAAAUGAUGACUAUUCACACAAAAACCUUGACGAGGAAGAUAGAUUUGGAAAAGAGGAAACAAAAGUGGUGGGAAAACAAAAGAAAGAUUCUGUUUCAGAAGACAUCAUCCAAAAAUCUUCCAUUUCUGAUAAGACAUCUCCCUUGCCAAGCCCUUCUGAGGAGAAAGGACAGAUCUCUUCUUUCAGAAGUGGAUCUAUCGGGAGGAAGAAACCUGUGGACAGUGACGUGCCUUCUGCCUUGAAUUCCAACAAGAUGGCGCCAAGAGAGGAGCAAGUGAUGGAGGAAGUCUCCUUACCAUUCAAAAAGAGCACUGCCACAGACAUACCCAGUUCAUUUGACAAGACCUCUCCAGAGCAAGGUCCUGACAAAACCUCAAAGACAAGUUCUCUUGAGAGAAAAACAGAUAAGAGCAAACCCUGGAUGAGUUCUCUUGACAGACAGGCAGAUAAUGAGAGCAAGUCAUCUCAAAAUAAGAAAAGUGAUGCACCAGUUAGGAAGUUGUCAACGGAAAGAGAAACAGAGAAAGAUAGCGCCAAGUUUUGGUCUAUUGGAAGAGAAGCAAAAAAAGAAAACAUUGAUAUUUCUGGCAAUAAACAAGCUAUCACAAAGAGUGACAAAAAGUUGUCUGAGAGAAAUUCUUCUGUAGAAGGUAGUAGAGAAAGUUUGAAGACAAAAGACACAUCCGAAAAAAGCAAUACAUUUACUGACAAUAAGAACCUUAUUGAAACACACAUAACUCCUAGAGCUGAGAGUGCUAAAAAGCUACUUGAAAAGAGCAUCUCUGCAGAUGGCAGAGACAUUGUAAAAGAAAAAGACACUCAUAGCAUACCAGACACACAACAUUCUACACCUGACAAAAAAGCCAGUGAGAAAGAUGAGGUGGUUCCCAGUGCUACUUCACCCAUAGAUACUGGUAAAGAAAAGAAGACCAGGGAUGCAGAUGGCGUCCAUCGGCAUGUGAAGACCAGAAAGGACAAGAGUGAACAACGUAAAUCAGAAUUAAACAAGUCUGAAGACUCUGUUUCUGAUUUGAGUAGAAAAGGCAGUGAUGACAAUGAGGCCAAACCACGGAGAAGGGUAACGAGUCAGCAGGUGAGAGGCAGCAGAAAUAAGACGCAGCCAGUGACCACAGAGGAGCUGCAGCAGGCUGAGAGUAUCAAGGAAGAGAAUAAGGCUGAAUUGCCUAUCUAUUCAGACGCCCCACGCUCCUCUAGCUUCCAUCAUUUUUCCAAGUCAAUCGAGGAUGUGAUGAAAAGGCUUGAAAGCAAAACCCAAGCAGACGCCAACCAUGUUGGCCCUCACAAACCUCCUGCUGAAGUUCAACACAUGAUUAAAAGUCACAAGGUUGAGAAUACCAUUGGAAAAUUUGCCAGAGACAUAGGACGUCCAAGUCCAGAGAGGGACGCGGAGCGUGAGCCUUCACCGCCAAAGAAGAUCAACACAGGCCAGAAAGACAUCCAUGUCUCAGACUUGGUGAAAAGAUUCACAAGCACUGGGACCAGCUCUGAUGUGUCCAGUUCUGAUUCUGAACCAAAUGCCACAAAGGCUCCUCCCAAAAGACUAGUUUUACCACAGAGGUUUCGACCCCAAGAUUUCUCAAGCAGCAGCGACGAUCGCAGUUCUGCUGAGAGAGAACUUGAAAUCCCCAAACGUCCAACAAGAUCUGCAAGUUUUAGGGAGAGAAAAAAGGAAGCUAUGGGUGACCAAGAUGGUGAAAAUGCUCCAUUUCAAAGGUCUGCAAGCUUCAAGACCGGUCAUUUGCGAAGACAAUUUGCCACAGAACAGACAGACAAGCCUACUGCGGAAUUAGCAAAGAUCUUGAAAAACAGGAGUAAAGGCAUUGAAAAGCAUUCAGAAGAGGGGAAAAAGAAAGUGCUAGACUAUGAGAGGAAGCUUGAAGAAGCCAAAAGAAACAGUAAAGAUCUAGAGGAGUCUGAAGGCUCUGGUGCAGAACAGGUCAAAUCAGUGAUGAAGGCCAAAGAAUUGCUGGAAAGCAAAAUGACUGUUGGUCAGGAACCAGAGCUGCCAUCUUGUGUCUUUAUUCAACCAAAAGAAAAGAUGGAGCCACCAGUACCUGCACAGAGUAGCAAUGUCACAGCUGUUAAUGACAAUGACACUAAACCUGAAGAACAGAUAAGACCCUCUUCCAUUUUGAAACUGAGAAAUUCUUUUGAGGAAAAGACAGAGCAGCUUCAUCCAAUUCUUAAGCACAAGUCGUCUGAAAAUCAGGAAACGUCUGCCCCAGCCAGCAAUACCUCUGAACAGGAGCAACUCCCACAUUCCAUUCUCAAACAUGGCGUGAAAGAGGACAGCAAACCAGAUCCCCACUCCAUUCUCAAACUUCACAAGGAGGAAAAGCAACAAAUUUCAAAAGUCCAAUCAAUACUGAAAAGCAAGGAUUCUACCGAACAAGAUUUGGAAAUCCCAGAACCAAAACCAAUUCUGAAACGACGGGAAAGUGAUCCAAAGUCUGUUCUGUCCAGCUCAGAUGAACAGGGCGACAUCAAACAUCCUUCCAUAUUGAAAAACAAAGACCAUGGUGGGGAAGAAGAACCUGAGGUGAAACCAAUUUUAAAAUCUUCUCUGUUGAAAAAAGCCUCUUCCUUUGGAGAGACAGAUGCCGAGACUGAGUUUUUAUGUGCUCUACGUGUACGACGCGAGGAAGAACAAGCAAGUGAUACCCAGAAACCAACAGCUCCUGUUGAUGUAGCAGCAGACGUCGUCAAGGAAAUUGAAAGAGUUAGAAUGCUUGAGAGAAAGGAAAAACAAGGCUCAGAUUCAGAGGAAGAAGCUCCCAAAUCUGUCUUUGAAAUCCGUUCUCGACUAGAGUCUAAAAUUGAAGAAGCCAAUUCUGGGGUUCAAUCAAGAUCUCGAUCAGGAGGGGUGACGCCAAAUAGGCAUGGGUCCUUUAGAUCUUCUGGCUCCACCACCCCUCAGUUUGAGGCACAGUCUGGAAUCAAUAUGGAGGACAAGCUGAUGGAACGCCUGGCAGGGGUUGCAGAUGCUUCUAAUGCCGCAGCUGCAAGGAGGCGACGCUUUCAAAGGAGAAGUCACGACGACUGGAGAACACGCACACAACCUAUAACAGAAGAGGAAGUGAAGGAGGCAGACAGUCUGCCAACUGUUAUUGCCUUUCGAGCAGAAGUGACAAAGCAAGCCUCGUUAAAUGUGUUCCAACAACUGAAGAAGAAGGAAGAGGUCAAGCCAUGGGUAUCCCACGAGGCCACCUACAAACCAGGAGAUAAACUAGAAUAUCCUGAGCCUCUAUCCAAAACCUUGAAGAAGCAGAAAAAGAAAAAGACCAGCAGUGCUGAGAAGCGGCGUCAGGGAAGAUACAAAACCCUGCCCGUCACUGGAGAAGAGCUCAGUGCUAUACCAGAGUACGACGUACUGACUAAGACCACGCCUGCUGUGACUGUACCUGAGCUACAGCUUAGUGUAUUUAAAGGACCGUCCACGGUGUCUGCUGUUCUUCCCACAAGACCUUUGAGACAAGGCACCACUCCAGUUAAACAACAAGAAUCUGGGUAUCUUCUCUUCACCCGGAGUUGGGAUUCAUCGAGACUUGAUACCUCGGAAAUCUCUCCAAGGGGUGACAUCAGUGACAGCGAUGUGGGGAUAGGGNAUAUGCUGCCUAACAACUGUUGCAAUGGUUUACUUGGUCAUCUAGACUAUUAG